Mugil cephalus (flathead mullet) is the source of this 4783-nucleotide messenger RNA. It is a transcript of the gene pak5, whose product is annotated as p21 protein (Cdc42/Rac)-activated kinase 5. Gene Ontology annotation, molecular function: protein serine/threonine kinase activity; ATP binding. The record is from RefSeq and is a predicted model, not a curated record. NCBI's taxonomy places the organism in Eukaryota, Metazoa, Chordata, Actinopteri, Mugiliformes, Mugilidae. Gene Ontology annotation, cellular component: cytoplasm. The transcript has 12 exons. The coding region runs from base 633 to 2981 and encodes 782 amino acids. Gene Ontology annotation, biological process: regulation of MAPK cascade; intracellular signal transduction; protein phosphorylation.
GAUAGGACACAUGGCAGUGUAGCCCUUGACACCACCGCUGAUGUCCACACAUGCCGGCAUCAGUGGGAGACAGUUGUGCGUGCGAGCAGGUGUGUGUCCGACCGGGACACAAACACCGCCCUGUGGAUUGUACGAACACAGAGGACGCUCGCACUCUGUUGUUUGUGUUGACCGACGCAUACGUGGGUGGAGGACAGUGAAGGUCAGAGGGUGCAGAGUUUGGGACCGGGCUGGUCAAACCCAGUUAGGCAAACAAUCAAAGUGAAAUGGGAUGGGUCCAGGCUUAAGCUGUCUGGCCGUGCCUCGGCUCGGGCUGCUGGCGUAGGCACUUUUUCGCGUCCUGUGCAUCUCACAUUGGGAGUUAUCAGAGCAUGCAGGCAGGGUAGCAGUAGUAGUAGCAGCUCGCUGGGGACUGCAGAGGGUCCUGGAUCUGACCUGAUUUGUCAAUUUGAUGACUUCACAGAAGUGUCGCCCCUCCAGGGGAUCAUUGGUUUACAAUUCGGGCAGCAGACUCGCUGUUUCAUGUUCUUGUUGAAAGAAAAUUGAGGUGCGUAAUGGAUUUAUCAGGAGCACAAUUUGACAUCAAAGCGCAACACAUGAGGAGGCUCUAAUUCCCUUGGACUUUUUUUACUAUGGCUUAUCCCGAACAUUUGGAUUGGUUGAAGGAAACCGUCAGUUUCUUUCCAGGUUUGCCAGGGUUUUCCAGCAUGUUUGGGAAGAAGAAGAAACGGCUGGAGAUCUCGGCUCCGUCUAACUUCGAGCACCGGGUCCACACGGGCUUCGACCCGCGGGAGCAGAAGUUCACCGGGCUGCCUCAGCAAUGGCAAAGCCUCCUGGCGGACACUGCCAACCGUCCCAAGCCCAUGGUGGACCCCUCCUACAUCACUCCCAUCCAGCUGGCACCAAUGAAGAUAUCUCCCAAGAAAGUCCGGUCAUCCGAAACGCCGUUGCCCAAAACCAUUGUUCGAGGGAACCGGCCACCCAAAGAUGCCUCCAUCAACGGCCUGCUGGAGGAGUUUGACAACAUCUCAGUAACUCGUUCCAACUCCCUUCGUAAAGAGAGCCCACCAGGCCCUCAUCAGGCCGGAAGCAGCUCCAAACCCUUGGGCGGUGGUCAUCCCGUUGCUCCGGAGGAAAAUGGAUUUAACCACUAUUACUCUCGCUAUUCCUGUGACCUGGACACCUCCAGCAGGGACUUUGCUCUGGAUCCCAGUAAGCCAAGCUUCUCCAUAGAUGGGGAGUGGGCAGUAGGGAGGCACUAUAGAUUCACCAAGCAGAACGGUCACUCACACCCCAUACGCAGCCCCUUCUACCCAGACGCCAUGCCUCAAAAAUCGGACUAUGGCAAGCUUCCCCCAGACUAUCACACCUACCUAGAGAGCAAAGGGCGCUCAGCUGAUGAAGUGGCCUCUACUGUAGGGAGCGGAGUGGGCUCCAGUGGCUACUACCGGGCGUCAGUGGGCGGCUCAUCCAGCCAGGACUAUCGGGACACAUCCGUUGGCACACCAUCUCGUGCUUCACUACACAGCGAGCAGAUCAACUAUCCAGACAGCGAGUGGAGCUACGGCGGCCUGCGGGACGAAUACGAAAAGCGGCCCAAGAGUUCAUAUGUGACCCAGACCAGCCCCACACCAGCUAUCAGGCAGAGAUCUCGGUCGGGCUCUGGGCUGCAGGAGCCAAAUGUCCCUUAUGCCGCCAGUGGGGCUUUCAAGAACCCUCCAGUGGCCCACUCAUACAGCUCCUACACAUACCCGCGGCUGUCGGAGAGUCUUGGUAACUCACAGACCUUAGCCAAGGGCGACUACGAGCGCCCGUCGCGCGACGACAGUCCCCAGGUCACAGGGGGUGACACUUACCCCCGAGGGCCUCUUAAGCUACCUCAGAGCCACACCAAGCCCCCUGGCUACCCCCCAGCACACCUGCCGUACCCGCCGAUCUUUCACCAUUACAAACCCUCGCCCUACCAUCAUCCACCCUCUCAGCCCAGCCCACCGUACACCCCUCAGGGGGCCUACUCACAGCCUUCAUCACCCUACAUCCCUCCGGGGGCUUAUCCACCUCCUUCCUGGGGCUCCAGCUCUGACACCCAACCCUCCAGAGUCUCCCACGAGCAGUUCAGAGCCGCACUUCAACUAGUGGUCAACCCAGGUGACCCCCGGGAAUACCUGGACAGCUUUAUCAAGAUCGGGGAGGGCUCCACAGGUAUCGUGUGCAUCGCCAGCGAGAAACACAGCGGCAAGCAGGUGGCCGUGAAGAAGAUGGACCUCAGGAAACAGCAGAGGAGAGAGCUACUCUUUAAUGAGGUGGUGAUCAUGAGAGACUACCAUCAUGAAAAUGUUGUGGACAUGUACAACAGUUACCUGGUGGGAGACGAGCUGUGGGUCGUCAUGGAGUUCCUCGAGGGCGGAGCGCUCACUGACAUCGUGACUCACACCAGAAUGAACGAGGAGCAGAUUGCUACCGUGUGUCUGUCGGUGCUGAGGGCUCUGUCCUACCUGCACACACAGGGCGUCAUUCACCGUGACAUUAAGAGCGACUCCAUUCUCCUGACCAGCGACGGCAGGAUCAAGCUAUCAGACUUUGGCUUUUGUGCCCAAGUUUCCAAAGAGGUUCCCAAGAGGAAGUCCCUCGUGGGGACGCCCUACUGGAUGGCCCCUGAGGUCAUCUCAAGACUACCUUAUGGGACUGAGGUGGAUAUCUGGUCUUUAGGCAUCAUGGUGAUCGAGAUGGUUGACGGAGAACCCCCUUACUUCAACGAGCCCCCUCUGCAGGCCAUGAGGAGGAUACGAGACAACCUGCCACCGCGGCUAAAAGAGUCGCACAAGGUAUCAUCUGUGUUGCGGUCCUUCCUGGACCUGAUGCUGGUGAGGGAGCCGUCGCAGAGAGCCACAGCGCAGGAACUCCUCCAGCACCCCUUCCUCAAGCUGUCGGGGCCCCCUUCCUGCAUCGUCCCACUCAUGAGACACUACCGCCACCGCUGACCUGCUGGCCCGAACCCCGCCCUCGUCUUCACUAACAACACACACAUACACACACCACCAGGGUGGCACUGCCCUCACCCAGCCAAAACACCCCCACCGCUUGGUGGUGCGCCACUAACACUCACACAUGUAACCGUGCAGUAGAUUAGCCAGAGGAAUAUCUAAAAAAAAAAAAAAAAAAAAAAAAAAAACAUUUUAAAAAAAACAGAGAAAAGAAGAAAAAAAAAUCACCUACUAUUUUAACACAGCGAACUGGAGUAGAAGAGCGUCACGUGUUGGAGGAACUCGCUAGACGCCCGGUAGAAACAUGUGGGCCGGCUCGCCCUGCUGCAGGCUUCUUCCUUCCUCGACUUCAAAGUCUCCAUGCAGACUUGUAGUAGCCAUCGGCCUUCGAGAGCUUCAGAGGAGUGUGGCGAGUGGCAGACGAGGUGGAGGCCCAGGUGACCAGCGCACUGCUGCAGAGCAGAGCAGCAGCGUGUGCAGAGAGGCUUUUGACUGGUAAUGACUGUCGUGUGGUCAACAGUCCGUCGUCAGGACAGGCUGCUGCUGCUCAGCUGCUCAAACAGCGACAAGCUCUCCUGCAUCUCACACACUAACAGUGAAAAUGUAUUUUAGAGAAACUUGUAAGUUUUUCUGUACAGUUUUGAUAAUUUGCAGUAUUUUAUCGUGUCGUAAUCAUUGUGAUAUGAGCAGUAUUAAAUAGUUUCUGCAGAGAUCUUUCCUACUGUUUAUAAUCCAGUUUUUGCUUAAAGAUAUAAGAGAUAUCCCAAAUAAACCCACCUAAACUUAACUGUUACUAAAAAUACUAAAUAUAUUUAUUAUCUCACAUUUGUAGACAGAACUUCCAUUAAAUGUUGGAAAAAAGGGUAAUGACAGAAUUUUGUAUGACGUUUUAAAGUAUUUAUUUAUUUAUUGCAAUUGAGGUAUAUUUUAUUUUUGGUAGUGUGGCCUUUUCUUUUUUGGUUUAUUUUGUUUUUGGUUUUUUUUGUUGGGUUUUAAUUUACAUUUUUAAAGGCAGACAGUGACAUCAUCCGAGCAAUACCCCAAACCUGUUUAUGAAACCAUGAAGCCGUGUAUUUAUGAUACUGUAAAACCACCAUUUAAAUGUAGCACAGACUGAGGUGAUUUGACAGAAGAAAAAAAAAAUUACUUCACAGACCUGUAUUCUUUUAUAUUAACAGUCUCGCUGUGUUUCAUCAAAAUGCUAAGAGGCGCCCAUCCAGGACGCUUCCCUACCGCGCAGAGUUUAGGAUGCUGAUAAAAGGUCUCGUUUUCUACUCACAUCCUCACUGUCAUCAUCUCACUCCUUAUCCCACCUCAGUCAGACACACAUUUGCUAUCACGGGAACUGUGCUGCCAUUCUCAUCUCUAGUUGGACCAGGAGAACAGUGUAAUCCUCCUCCCCGCAUCGUUUUUACCCAUCAUUCACUGUGAUAUGUAAAUAUGACGUGUGCGUGAGUGUCUGUGUAUGUCAAAAGGGCAAAAGAGGUGGAGCGUGUUCAUCUCUGUACAGCGUCUGAAAGUGUGUGUUUGUGCGUGCGCGUGCAGUGUGCCGCUGGCUAAUCCUUGACAACGUGUCAAGAUUUGAAUGAGUAACACUUAUCUGUGGUGUUGGCUUGUACAGUGAUAUUGCAUGUUUGUUAUCGGUGGAGCUGGUUUCAAUUAAAAAACGCCCAUAAAAACAUUGAGAUGUGUUGCAUGGAUUUUUCCUUCAUCACCCUCUACAGUCUUUCUCUCAGUGUCUCAUAUCAAGCAGAGUUUUUUUCCGUUUUGUUUGUUUCUGUUUUGUUUUUUUAUUUACA